Messenger RNA from Aspergillus affinis, 402 nucleotides. RefSeq lists its product as uncharacterized. NCBI's taxonomy places the organism in Eukaryota, Fungi, Ascomycota, Eurotiomycetes, Eurotiales, Aspergillaceae. Gene Ontology annotation, biological process: nucleoside metabolic process. The coding region runs from base 1 to 402 and encodes 133 amino acids. The transcript has a single exon. The record is from RefSeq and is a predicted model, not a curated record. Gene Ontology annotation, molecular function: catalytic activity.
AUGAACUUCACUCACGGGGACUACACAGUCGCAUGGAUAUGCGCAUUAUCUCUGGAACUGGAGACCGCAAAGUCUGUGUUAGACAAAGUUCACCUUCCUCUGCCUCCCGCAAAAUCCGACGACAAUAAUUACACACUUGGCGAAAUUGGUAAUCAUAAUGUGGCAGUGGCUUGUUUGCGAUCUGGUAUAUAUGGAAAGGUAUCCGCUUCAAUGGUAGUAUCGCAGAUGCGUUCCACCUUCCCAAAUAUUCGUUUUGGCUUGAUGGUUGGCAUUGGAGGUGGAGUUCCCAGUACUGGGUCUGACAUUCGCCUUGGUGAUGUUGUGAUCAGCAAGCCAACAGGCCGCUCAGGCGGUGUUAUCCAAUAUGAUUUUGGCAAAACUCACCGUGAUGGAGAAUCUUAA